Messenger RNA from Parnassius apollo (apollo), 666 nucleotides. Lineage: Eukaryota; Metazoa; Arthropoda; Insecta; Lepidoptera; Papilionidae. The record is from the annotation of a GenBank genome assembly.
AUGGAUUUAGAUAGCUCCGACGAAGAAAUAUAUUUGUUAGCAAGAUUACUUGAAAUAGAACAUAGGAAACGUAAGCGCAAGCGGAAACAAAUAUGGGUAAAACAUAUUUGGAAAAACAGACUAAUCCAUGGGGAGUUUCACACCAUUUUCGAGGAAUUGAAGAGAGAUAGCCUAAAAUUUUAUGAGUAUUAUCGUAUGGAAUAUUGGCAAUUUUUGAAAUUGACAGAUUUGUUAAGAGUACAUAUAACAAAAAAGACUACAAAUUAUCGUUGCACCAUUACAGCCGAAGAAAGGUUAACGGUAACUUUAAGAUUCCUCAUCACUGGUUGCAGUUUCAAAAACUUGUCAUUUAAUUUUCGAAUGGGAAUUUCUACAGUUCAUUCAAUUAUUCAUGAGACAAUCAGAGUAAUUUGUGAUGUUUUGAUGCCCAUAGUUAUGCAGAUGCCAGAUGAAGAAAUGUGGGAAAAGGUUUCACAAAAUCGGACGCCAGGACAAGAGAAUGAAUUUCACAGCAAUAUAAAUUUAUUAACAGCAAUAACAGACAAUAAUAAUGAAAACAGUUCUAAUAGCGACGCAGUUCUAACCACAAGGAAUAAAUUUAAGGAUUAUUUUUCAUCAAGUGGUGCUUUAGAUUGGCAAGAUCAAGUGGCUACGCGAGUUUCUUAA